CGAGCACCAUUGUCCAUUCAGCAAUCCCGGUGUGCAGAUAUCCCCUCAGUGGAGGAGUGAACAACCGCCAAGAUGGUUAAAGAAGAGAUCUCCGAGUUCGAAAAGCAGCGGCUAGCUAACAUUGCUGAACGCGAUGCGCUCCUCAAAAAGCUCACCAUGGAGGCCCAGUCCUCCGGGCUAUUCCCGCCCAAGAUGCCCAAGCCGGCCGCGAAGGAUCAGUCUCGGUCGAAGAAGAAGGCACCCGUGAAGAGGGUCAAGGAGGAAACUCCGCAGCCGCGCCGCAUGUCCUCCCGGCUGAGGGGUAUCGCGGCGGAGAGUGAGGUCGCGAAGCGCAAGGCAGAGGAGGAGAACGAGGCGCUGCAGGCGGCGGAGCGCGCAAAGCGCGUUCGCAAGUCGGAUAACUUCUCCUUCAAUGAGAUGGUGGUGUAUGGCCAGAAAUUAUCCGGGGAUAGUCUGAUUGGGGUGGAUGUGGUUACGAAGGGCGUCGCAAUCCCUUACCAGCGGACAUUUGGCGACGACGAUGUCCAAAAGACGACGGACAAGGAUCUAAAGGCGCUGAGGAAGGAAAUGAACGGAUUGAAGCUCUGGGAAGCAUGGGAACCUAAUCGAAUCAAACUCACCCCCGAACGAAUCUACUCCAUGACCUUCCACCCCACCGAAUCCAAGCCUCUCAUCUUCGCCGGCGACAAACUAGGCCACCUAGGUAUCCUCGACGCCUCACAAGAGAAGCCCACCUCAAUCAAACACGAAGCCAACGACGACGACGAAGACGAAGAAGACGACGACCCCGACCCGGUCCUCACGACCGUAAAACCACACACGCGCACCAUCAGCGCCAUGCACAUCCACCCCUCCAAACCCACCACCCUCUACACAGCCAGCUACGACAGUUCCAUCCGCGCCAUGGACCUCGAGAAAUCCACCAGCACAGAACAAUACGCCCCGGAAUCCACCUCCUCCGACGAACCCAUCUCCGGAAUCGACAUGGCCCUCUCCGACCCCAACGUCCUGUACUGGACAACCCUAGACGGCGAAUUCGGCCGUCACGACAUCCGCACCAAAUCCAAACCCACCGUCUCAACCUGGCAACUCUCCGAGAAGAAAAUCGGCGGCUUCUCCCUCUACCCAACCCAACCCCAUUACUUCGCAACCGCCAGUCUCGACCGCUCCAUGCGUCUCUGGGACUUGCGCAUGCUCCAGAAGAACAAAUCUCAGGACCCUGUCCCAGUCGGCGAACAUUACAGCCGACUUUCUGUCUCGCAUGCUGCCUUCAACAGCGCCGGACAAAUCGCGACGUCAUCCUACGACGAUACGCUUAAGAUCUACGAUCUGAAAGCAAAGGGCAUCUCAUCCUGGGAGAACGGGCAUACGAUUCCCGAGGACGAGCUAGGUCCUGAUACGAUCGUCCGACAUAAUUGUCAGACGGGGAGAUGGGUUACUAUUCUCCGCCCCCAAUGGCAACAAAACCCCCAAUCGCACAUCCAGCGGUUCUGCAUCGGAAACAUGAACCGGUUUGUGGAUAUCUACAGCGGCGCAGGAGAUCAGCUGGCGCAGUUGGGUGGAGACGGGAUCACGGCAGUGCCGGCGGUGGCUGUUUUCCAUCGCAGUAAGAAUUGGGUGGCGGGGGGUACGGCGAGUGGGAAGAUUUGUUUGUGGAUGUGAUGUAUUUUAUAGGAUUUGUAUUUAUGCUUGGCGGGGGUGUAUACUUAUAGGUUCGUAGCGUAUAGUAUGUAUGGGAUGUAUGAUGAAAUGUUGGUAGCAGUACUGAGUAGUAAUGG
Messenger RNA from Aspergillus ibericus CBS 121593, 1778 nucleotides. RefSeq names its product WD domain protein. Gene Ontology annotation, cellular component: nucleus. Gene Ontology annotation, molecular function: DNA binding; protein binding. The record is from RefSeq and is a predicted model, not a curated record. Bases 73 to 1662 code for a protein of 529 amino acids. Gene Ontology annotation, biological process: regulation of DNA damage checkpoint. The transcript has 3 exons. Lineage: Eukaryota; Fungi; Ascomycota; Eurotiomycetes; Eurotiales; Aspergillaceae.